AGACGAAUCAUAAACUGAUAAGAGUGAGAGAAAAAGAGACAGAGAGUGUUUGUAUGUUCGUUUGUUUGUUUGUUCGUCUGAUUUAAUGGCGUCUUUGAUGAAGUCGUUCGUGGACGUGAGCCCAGGCUCCCAGUUCCCUAUUCAGAAUCUGCCAUAUGGGGUGUUUCGGCCGAGCGCUGGCGCUUCCCCUCGGCCUGGAGUGGCAAUUGGUGAUUCUGUUGUAGAUCUCUCGGUUCUCUCCGAAGCCGGUCUUUUCAAGGGCCCUUUGCUUUCCUCCUCCAGCUGCUUCUCCCAGACUUCACUGAAUGCGUUCAUGGCGCUUGGAAGACCAGCGUGGAAGGAGGCACGCAAAACUUUACAGAAAUUGUUGUCUGAUGGGGAGCCAACACUUAGGGAUGACCAUGUUUUACGAUCGAAGGCGAUCCUACCCAUGAAUCAAGUUACUAUGGUGAUGCCAGCAGUCAUUGGCGAUUACACUGAUUUUUUCUCCUCCAAGGAGCACGCCGUCAAUUGCGGCACCAUCUUUCGAGGAGGCAAAGAGGAUGCACUCCCUCCUAACUGGGUACAUGUUCCCAUUGGUUAUCACGGCCGAGCAUCCUCAGUGGUGAUAUCAGGCACAGAUAUUAGAAGACCCAGAGGCCAAACCUCUCCACCACCAGGGGAAAAUGCUCCAGAAUUCAAACCCUCAGCUCUUCUCGACUUCGAGCUGGAAAUGGCUGCUUUUGUUGGACCAGGAAACGAGCUGGGAAAACCUGUAAGCGUGGAUGAAGCUGCCGACCACAUUUUUGGUUUUGUAAUAAUGAACGACUGGAGUGCACGAGAUAUACAGAAAUGGGAGUAUGUGCCACUAGGACCCUUCCUUGGAAAGAGCUUUGGAACAACAAUCUCGCCGUGGAUUGUGACAAUGGAGGCUCUCGAUCCAUUCAUUUGUGAUGCACCCGAGCAGGAUCCGCCUGCACUCCAGUAUUUGACAGAGAAGAACCGCUUCACUUACGACAUUCCAAUGCAGGUGGCAAUUAGACCCAAGGGUGAAUCAAAAGCUUCUGUAAUUUCCAACACCAACUUCAAAUACUUGUACUGGACGGUAUGCCAACAAUUGGCUCACCACACUGUCAACGGCUGCAACCUGAAUACUGGAGACUUAUUGGCAUCAGGGACCAUUAGCGGACCGAGUUUUGGAAGCCUGGGCUCUUUGCUGGAGAUGUCAGUGGCAGGUUCUAGGGAAGUCAAAUUAGAACAUGGUGGCGUUCGGAGAUUCUUAAAAGAUGGGGACGAAGUAGUCAUGUCAGCAGUUUGUGAGGGCGACGGUUUCAAUGUGGGCUUCGGAGAGUGCAGAGGGAAAGUUAUACCAGCGUUUAACUCGUGAAAUCCUUUCCGAGACGAAAAUGCUGGCAAGAUGGUGAAGACAUGGGCUCACGUGUCUUGUGUCUUUAAAAACCGCAUGAGUUUCGCUUGCUAUGUAAGAAACAAUCUAUUAGCAUUCCUGCUUCACAUUGUGGUGGCCCUGAUGAUCCAUUUUGAGCAACGUCGGCAGCUUGAAAAACCCUUUCACUGGGCCAAAAACUCUUACUUGUAGGAACUCCUCAUUGCGAAGCUUUGUAUAGAGAGAAAACCAAUUAGGUGUUGAGCCCAUCAUAAAUUUGCCAUCAAUCAGAUUCAAGCCCCUCAAUUUCUAUUUCUUGAUGAGAUGCAAGGUUCCUGGUUUUUAAGUACAAGUCACUCAUGGAUUUGCAUCAACACAACUCGUUGGAUAAAUUGAACUAAAUAAGUACCCACAAGCUGCUUCAAAA
Molecule: messenger RNA, 1790 nt
Organism: Physcomitrium patens
Lineage: Eukaryota; Viridiplantae; Streptophyta; Bryopsida; Funariales; Funariaceae
Product: fumarylacetoacetase
Biological process (GO): L-tyrosine catabolic process; L-phenylalanine catabolic process; homogentisate catabolic process
Molecular function (GO): fumarylacetoacetase activity
Source: RefSeq, a predicted model, not a curated record